This is a messenger RNA of Musca vetustissima, 831 nucleotides long. Its product is annotated as serine protease 1-like. The transcript is spliced from 2 exons. Gene Ontology annotation, molecular function: serine-type endopeptidase activity. Gene Ontology annotation, biological process: proteolysis. Lineage: Eukaryota; Metazoa; Arthropoda; Insecta; Diptera; Muscidae. The coding region runs from base 1 to 831 and encodes 276 amino acids. The record is from RefSeq and is a predicted model, not a curated record.
AUGAAGAAAAGUAUAAUUUUAUUGUUAAGCCUAGUGGGCUGUGUUUUGGCAGCACCACCCAAAGCGGAACCCAUCCCUUUGAUGGAUGCCAAAAUGGGUGACAGCGACAUCUUGGGAGGACGCAUAACAAAUGGCUUUCCCGCUGUUGAAGAUCAAUUUCCCUGGCAAGUGGGACUAUCGCUGCAAAAAAGUCUCCUUUCCUCUUCGUGGUGUGGUGGUUCUUUGAUUGGUAAAAAUUGGGUCUUGACUGCUGCCCAUUGUACGUCGGGUGCCAAAUUUGUGACUGUCUAUUUGGGCAGCACUGUUCGCACCAGUCCCAAGGUUAGCUAUACAGUUGAUGCUACAGAUAUUUUCCAACACAGCGGUUAUAAUUCCCAAAUUUUGGCGAACGACAUUUCCCUGAUCAGAAUACCCUCAGUGUCAUUCAGCAGUUCCAUACAACCCGUUCAAUUGCCUGCCAUUUCAUCAUCCUAUUCCACUUAUGGUGGCGAGUAUGCCAUUGCUUCGGGUUGGGGUCGUACAUCGGAUGAUUCAACGGUUUCGCCAAAUUUGAAUUAUGUCCCAUUGAAAAUCAUUUCCAACACUUUGUGUGCUGCCACCUAUGGCAGCUCUGUGGUAACAUCGAACACCAUUUGUGUGGCAACCACAGGUGGUACCUCCACCUGCCAAGGUGACUCCGGUGGUCCAUUGGUUUUGGAAUCGAAUCAAGUGUUGGUCGGUGUGACCUCUUUUGUUGCUGCUGCUGGCUGUGCCGAAGGUUAUCCAUCCGGAUUUGUACGUGUCACAAGCUAUUUGCAAUGGAUAAAGGCCAUUACUGGCAUUUCAUACUAA